CCCCACUGGUAUUGUCAACAAAACAAAAAUUAUUAUUAUACAACACGAUACACAUAUCAAAAAAUUGGAACAAAAUGUUCAAGGAAUUGGUCCUGUUCAUCCAUAAAUUGGCUCACGACUUUUGCUUGGCCCCUCCAAAAGCUCCGGAUACGCGACAAAGCUGUCGCUUGCCGGUUAAGAAUGGGUUCUUAGCCAACUUGAUUUUCUUUAUUGCCAUCGGAACACCGCUAUAUUUUUGCCUGCUGAAGGAUGUGGUCGAUAUGAUCCGAAAACCCGCAAAGAAAUCCUCUUAAAAUGUUAAUUUUUCACUGCAAUCUAUGGGUCGGUCGGUCAGUGUUACUUAAUAUAUGAAAAUAAACUAAUAUAGUUUGCUGGUUACUCA
This is a messenger RNA of Drosophila serrata, 382 nucleotides long. RefSeq lists its product as uncharacterized. The record is from RefSeq and is a predicted model, not a curated record. NCBI's taxonomy places the organism in Eukaryota, Metazoa, Arthropoda, Insecta, Diptera, Drosophilidae.